ACCGGCGGGCGUGAGACGCGAACCUACGCUGAGAUCACCGUAGCUGUUGCAGCUGGGGUGGCCUCAAACCGUCACGACACCGAAGCCUUAGAACGGUACAACAAAGCUGUAGACGAAUAUUGUGUCUUGGCUGAGUCCAAUAUCACCAUCUUUGCGGAUGGAUGUAGAGUCUCAAGCACGCCUAAGAUCAUCAAUACGUAUGUGGGCCAUGGGGCUGUGAUUGACGGCGCCACAUGGAUUGAGAACACAACCUUGCUGUCGGAACCAGAUGAGCACUGCACUGUGUCGGCCGGAGCUGUGGUGAAACAUUCGAUUCUUCAGUGGGGCAGUGAGGUCGAUACCUUCGGACUAUCCCAGAACAGCGUGUUGUGCGAGCACAGCCACGUAGAGCGCCACGGCAUGUUGAGUGACUCGUUAUUAGGUCCCAACAGUGGGGUUGCUGAGGGUGAGAUCACCGCGUCUCUGUGUGGGCCGUUUGUGGGCUUCCAUCAUCAGUCGUUGCUCAUUGCGGCGUUCUGGCCCGAGGGCAAGGGCAAUGUGGGCUAUGGUGCGAAUGUAGGGUCGAAUCACACGUCCAAGGUAGGUCGGUGCAUGCACAUUGUAAUGAAUGCGACGUUAGCGGAUAUCACGAACCUUGUGGGUAGACUGACUAGGUGUAAUGGGCGUCGCACCAAUGUGUACAGGGUUUCAAUAGAGUGUGGACGUUGA
Sphaeroforma arctica JP610 is the source of this 708-nucleotide messenger RNA. RefSeq lists its product as hypothetical. The transcript is spliced from 2 exons. The annotation marks the transcript as partial. NCBI's taxonomy places the organism in Eukaryota, Ichthyosporea, Ichthyophonida. The record is from RefSeq and is a predicted model, not a curated record.